CCCCGGACGGACGGCAUUCCUGACUCACCGGUUUGAGCUGAUAACACCGGUUCCGUAGAAAUAGACCAGAUAAGAACGACAAGAAGUAGCAAACUAAUUUAAAAGGAAACGUUUCGUUAGGAAGUUUAGAAUUAUGAGCUCGUGAGAGACAUCUGAAGGCAUUUACACGACUACAUCCAACUUGGCGAAGUUUUAUUUAUUUAUUAACUUAUUUAUUGUGAAUUUUAUUGACAAGUGUUAUUCUGAGGAAAACCGAGGACAACAGACGAAGUUUCAGUUGAGGUAACGCGCGUCGAGACGUCAUCGAAACAUUUGACAAGACACGAUGGAGGGAGAAAAGCGACUGACCUUGCCACUGAUGUUGGCCGUGGGGACGGCUGUGAUUGGUUCUCUCCAGUUCGGCUACAACACGGGUGUCAUCAAUGCCCCGCAAAAGAUCAUUGAGGCAUUCUACAAUGAGACAUGGUAUAAACGAUAUGACGAGCCCAUCCGUAAAACAACCAUGACCACCCUGUGGUCUCUGUCGGUGGCUAUCUUCUCUGUGGGCGGCAUCAUUGGAUCUUUCUCUGUCGGGCUGUUUGUCAACCGCUUUGGAAGGAGAAACUCUAUGCUCAUGGCUAAUGUCCUAGCUUUCAUUGCCGCAGCUCUGAUGGGUUUCUCUAAGAUGGCUGCAUCCUGGGAGAUGUUGAUUAUUGGACGGUUCGUGGUGGGCCUUUACUCUGGUCUGUCCACUGGCUUUGUGCCCAUGUACGUGGGUGAGGUGGCUCCCACAGCCCUCAGAGGAGCCCUGGGCACCCUUCAUCAGCUGGGCAUUGUUAUUGGCAUCCUCAUGGCACAGAUCUUUGGCAUGGAAGUUAUCAUGGGUAACGCCACCCUGUGGCCAUUCCUCCUGGGUUUUACCUUCAUCCCAGCCCUGCUGCAGUGCUGUUUACUGCCCAUUUGCCCUGAGAGCCCUCGAUUCCUCCUCAUCAUCCGCAACGAGGAAAACAAAGCCAAAACAGUGCUAAAGAAGCUGCGUGGAAUGACAGAUGUGAGUGCAGACAUGCAGGAAAUGAAAGAGGAGAGCAGACAGAUGAUGAGGGAGAAGAAAGUGACCAUACCUGAACUGUUCCGCUCUCCACUGUACAGACAGCCCAUCCUUAUAGCCAUCAUGCUCCAACUGUCCCAGCAGCUGUCUGGAAUCAAUGCAGUGUUCUACUACUCUACAAAGAUCUUUGAGAGAGCAGGAGUGGAGCAGCCGGUCUAUGCUACUAUCGGAGCAGGAGUCGUCAACACAGCUUUCACUGUAGUGUCGCUGUUUGUGGUCGAAAGAGCCGGCCGCAGGUCUCUGCACCUUUUGGGACUGCUAGGAAUGGCUGGAUCAGCUGUACUGAUGACCAUCGCUCUUGCCCUACUGGAACAGUUGAAGUGGAUGUCCUACAUGAGCAUUGUGGCCAUCUUUGCAUUUGUGGCGUUCUUUGAGAUCGGACCGGGCCCCAUCCCAUGGUUCAUCGUGGCUGAAUUGUUCAGUCAGGGCCCGAGACCCUCAGCUUUUGCUGUUGCUGGAUUCUCCAAUUGGACAGCCAACUUCAUUGUGGGCAUGUGCUUCCAGUAUGUGGAGGAACUCUGUGGGCCGUAUGUGUUUGUCAUCUUCACUGUGCUGUUACUUUGCUUCUUCGUUUUCACCUACUUCAAAGUUCCAGAGACCAAGGGUCGGACGUUCGACGAAAUCUCAGCCGGUUUUCGCCAGGCAGCUUCAGGUGCGGAGAAACACACAACCGAAGAGCUCAACAGCCUGGGCGCAGACUCUCAACUUUAAACUUCUUCUAUGACUCCGCCUCCCCCUGUUCACACUUCAACACGUAACUACUGAGGAGAGGGGCUCACUGAGCUGUCAAUCAAACAUUUCCCCCCUCCCACGGCUGCACUCACCUCUUUUCUCCCCUGUUGCUUCAUAAACAAUGCUAAACGUGGGACAUGGGGCUUGAAAGGCUGGGAGCAAGAGUAGUUAUAAUAUUCCUUUUAUCAGGAAGAUGAUCAUUUAAGACAUGCUUGAGGUGCCAUAUUUGCAUUGAAAUGUGUUAUUUUAAAAACCUUUCUUAACUGUUACUUCUGCUCUACUACGGAAGAGUUAAAGGGAUAGUUCACUUAAAAAUAAAACAUUCUGUGUUCAUUUACUCACCCUCAUGCCAUUCCAUACCCGUUAAACUUUCCCUCCUCUGUGAAGCACAAACAGAGAUGUUAGGCAGAAUAAGUCACCAUUCACUUUCAUUGUAUGAGAAAUAGCAGCAUCAACAUUCUUCCAAAUGUAUCCUGUACGGAACAAAUUGAGGGUGAGGAAAUUAUGACAGAAUUUUUUUUUUUAGGUGACCUGACCCUUUAAAGAUGACUGAGUUGUAACCUUGCCAUACCUAACACUGAUGUUAGAAAUCUACAGUGUCCCUCAAGGCCUAACAGGACUGUUGUUUGAAUGGCAACUGAUAAUUCAAUACUGUAUUUCAAGGUAACUUUAUCUCCACUGUCAUCAACCAUCAUAAAUCAGAUGAUGACAUGUUGGACAUCAUUAUCUUGGCAUUGGUCAUCAAUUGAAUGCAUGCAUAUCUAGAGUGAAUUCAGGUCAACUGGGCUCAAUAUACCUGAAUUUAGCCUAUAUGAUGUCACCAACUAAACACAACAUUGGAUAUGUAUGUUUUAUUUUAAACUCUUCUGCAUGGAUAGCAUUUAAAAAUAUAGAUAUAUAUAUUUAACAUAUUACAGGGUAAUUUCUUCCUAUAUAUGUAUUCUGUUUUUGGUUUUGAAAACAUAUAUUUUUAAUCUGAUAAAUCACAAUUUUAAAUGUAUAUAUAUUUUGUAACAAAAUUAGUUGCUGUCUCCACAAAUACAAAUCCUUAGAAUUACUACACAAGGUGACAAUCAGAUCAUUUCUUUAUGAAAUAUUCAGGGUUAAAAACAACUUAAGCUCUGUUGAUGAGUGGCAGAAAAAAAACAACAGAAAAAUGCGGUGAAAGUUUCGCACUUUCAAUGAUUUGUCAGUACAUACUAUGUUUGCUAUUUUAAACUGUGGCACGAGUCAAAAAUGUUUUCUGUUGGAAUCGACAGCAUCUGUGGCGGUAAAUUGUAUUUAAUCCAGAACAUCCUUUUGACAAAUCUGAUUGUAAGUUUGAUUACGUUACUUAGCCAAAUGUCACAUUUACCCUUUAAGGAAGAUCAGGCACUUUGAAAAAUGAACAAUGUAGUGAUCUGUGCAAAGAAAUGUACUGUAUGUAAAGUACUUUUCAUAUGCAUGUUCACUGAAAGUAUUAGCAUCAGUACUGGUUCAAGUUUCAAUCAUAAAACGCAGCAUAUACUCCCAGACUUACUUCAAUAACUCUCGGGUCUCUCACUCAUUACAUUUCAGGCCAGCCUUACUGCAAUAACUUAGCCAGUUCAGAUGUCUGUAGUUUGAAAACAUGCUUUUUGCACAGUUGGCAGAUGAAUCACUCGCUGAGUGAAGAAUUGUGUAGUUGGGAAACACUUUCAAAAGGAGAGCGACCAAAAUUUACUUUGACUCCCAUGCUGUUAAACGUACUUAGUUUAGACUUGGUUCCUGUUUUUAUACAUCAUAGAAUAUGCCUGGCUCCAACGUGCCUUUCUAUUUUUUAGGUUUUCAGACUUUUCUUGUAGAGUUGCAGAUCGAAGUGUGUAUUUUUUAUGUUAUUGUAUGGAAAGCCAUUGUUUUAAGCCUUAAUGUUCACCCCUAAAAAGUUUUUUUGUUUUUUUAUUUGAAAUAAUUCUUAUUUUUAUCUUUGUUUUUCAUACUUUUCUUUUAUAAUUGCAAGAUUUUAAGUUCAAGCAUUUUUCUUUUUUUAAAUUAUUUUUUUUUUUUUUAGCAAAGUCACCCCUAAUAAUUCAGACAUGAGUAUUUAUCAUUUUUAGGCAUAUCAAAUUCCUGCAAAUUAGGUUCUGUGUGCUUGUGGUAUUUGGCUAAUUUGAUAGAAAAAUAACAUUUUAUUUAAUAAAAUUCUGUUUUAACACCCUCAUCCUACGUAAAUGUUUCCCAUCGCAGUAUUCCAUAUGGGAGCAUGUCUUGUGUUUGUUUGAAGUUUCUUACACAUCAGAAAGACAUGGGCUCAUGUGAAAUGGUCUUGUCUUUUGCAGAUCAAUUGCAUAUGACAACUGUACUCAAAAUGAACAUACUCAUGCCUAAUAAUAUUCACUGAAAUCACUCGUGUGUGUUGUUAUGAAAUCAAAGAAGCAUACACACUCACCGUUAGCCUAUGGAGAGUUUGGUAAUUGAGUUGCAACAGUAAGUGUAAAUAGUGAAUGAAUGUAAAAUCGAAUGGCUGACUUUUAUUAAUAAUACUUGUAGUUUUAAAGUGUGAUUAUUUUAGCUGUACAUGUAACAUCUUCCUGUUUUUAUAAUGUAGUUUAUACAGCACUUCACUUUCUUUUCUUUGAUGCACUAUUACGGUAGCCAAUACUGUAAGAGAUUGUCAACAUCUUAUCAACUUUUGUGUUUACCAUACUGUAUUUAUUAGAUUACUUAAUUUAUUUAGUUUUUGUGCCCUCAGUUUUACUACUGUUUAUUGUAAUAAAAUUGCUAGAAAAAUAA
Messenger RNA from Myxocyprinus asiaticus (Chinese sucker), 4570 nucleotides. RefSeq names its product solute carrier family 2, facilitated glucose transporter member 1-like. Gene Ontology annotation, molecular function: hexose transmembrane transporter activity. NCBI's taxonomy places the organism in Eukaryota, Metazoa, Chordata, Actinopteri, Cypriniformes, Catostomidae. The transcript has 10 exons. Bases 326 to 1798 code for a protein of 490 amino acids. Gene Ontology annotation, cellular component: apical plasma membrane; basolateral plasma membrane. The record is from RefSeq and is a predicted model, not a curated record. Gene Ontology annotation, biological process: response to insulin; monosaccharide transmembrane transport.